AUGGCUGAAAGGGUAGAUGAGGAAAAGGGCCUACCAUCUCCCAUAGAAGUCACUCUAUCUAAUCCCAAAUUUUUACCGAAUAAUUGGAUAGAUCGACUCAAUGCACGCUUCACCUCCCUUAAUUUUGUGGAGUCGCGGGGUAUUGAGCGUGUCCCAUCGGAGGAGCGCAUGAAGGCGGUCGCUAUGGGCGAUUAUAUGCAAAUGUUUCUGUUGUGGUUCAGCGUAAAUAUCACAGCGAACAAUAUUGCUGUGGGAAUGCUAGGGCCCUUGAGCUACUCCCUGGGUUUCGUUGACUCGGCUCUGUGUGGUACAUUUGGCGCUUUGCUGGGGGCUGCCGGUGUCGCUUAUAUGGGAACAUUCGGCCCUGUCAGUGGAAAUCGAACUAUGGUUGUGGCUCGUUUCUUGAUGGGCUACUGGCCUAGCAAGCUUUGCGCCCUGCUUAACAUUGCCAUCAUGCUUGGUUAUGGCAUGAUUGACUGUCUUGUGGGUGGACAAAUCCUGUCUGCUGUCUCCGGUGGAGGCAUGACUGUUGUUGUCGGAAUUAUUAUUGUGGCCAUCAUCACUUGGGUGGUUGUCCUCUUUGGAAUGCGCAUUUUCCAUGUCUAUGAAAGAUGGGCUUGGAUUCCCCAAUUGAUCGCUGCCUUCGUGCUAGUUGGUAGCGCAGGUCCUAAAUUUGACACGAAUAUUGCCUCGAUCGGUGAUUCCCAAACCAUCGCUGGUAAUCGUCUUUCAUUCUUCUCGCUUUGCUUAUCCGCCUCCGUCGCGUGGGCUCCCGCUGGCGCCGACUUCUAUGUCUAUUUCCCGGAGACGACUCCAAAGUGGAAGACCUUCUUGAUGACAUUCCUUGGUGUUGGACUAUCCCUCACAUUUGCCAAUCUGCUCGGUGUCGGCCUUGCCUCAGGAACCUUCACUCAUACCAGCUGGGCUGAUGCCAAUGACAUAUCGUCCGGUGCUUUGUUAGUUGCCGGCUUUGAUGGUCUCGGUGGAUUUGGCAAGUUCUUGUCAGUCCUUGUGUCUCUUGGUCUCAUCGCCAACAAUAUUCCCGGUACUUACUCGGCAUCUCUUGGAUUCCAAAUCUUAGGCCAAUAUGCGGAAAGACUUCCGCGUUGGUUCUGGUCCUGUGUCGGUGUUGUCAUCUACACCGUCUGCGCCCUGGCUGGCCGAAACCAUCUUUAUGAAAUCUUCGAGAAUUGGCUCGCUCUGAUGGGCUACUGGGUCUGUAUCUACCUGGUGAUUGCCCUCGAGGAACAAUUUAUAUUCCGCUGGACCAGCGGAUUCCGCUGGGAAGACUGGGCAGAUAUGUCCAAGUUGCCCUUGGGGAUUGCCGCCUUGUCAGCCUUUUUGAUUGGUUGGGCUGGGGCAAUUGUGUCAAUGGAUCAAAUUUACUACGUUGGUCCGAUUGCGGAUAUGGUCGGUGAGGAUGGCUCGGAUCUUGGUAUCUGGGUUGGUUCAGCUUGGGCCAUGGUGGUCUACCCACCACUUCGAUGGCUUGAACUAAAGUACUUUAAGCGUUGA
Molecule: messenger RNA, 1515 nt
Organism: Penicillium taxi
Lineage: Eukaryota; Fungi; Ascomycota; Eurotiomycetes; Eurotiales; Aspergillaceae
Product: purine-cytosine permease family protein
Exons: 3
Coding region: 1-1515 (504 amino acids)
Biological process (GO): transmembrane transport
Cellular component (GO): fungal-type vacuole membrane; plasma membrane
Molecular function (GO): transmembrane transporter activity
Source: RefSeq, a predicted model, not a curated record